Messenger RNA from Chenopodium quinoa (quinoa), 1883 nucleotides. RefSeq names its product sulfite exporter TauE/SafE family protein 3-like. Gene Ontology annotation, biological process: protein ubiquitination. Gene Ontology annotation, cellular component: membrane; Cul4A-RING E3 ubiquitin ligase complex. The record is from RefSeq and is a predicted model, not a curated record. Lineage: Eukaryota; Viridiplantae; Streptophyta; Magnoliopsida; Caryophyllales; Amaranthaceae. Bases 177 to 1613 code for a protein of 478 amino acids. The transcript is spliced from 12 exons.
AGUGGGCAGUAGUGCAAUUAUCCAAGAGUAAUCUACACUCUAUAAAUACAAGCAAAGUAGCUAAGCUGCAAGAGAACAUUGAAAGCACAUUAUUUCUUUUAUAUCCUUUCAAUUCCAAGACAAGUUCUUAACAAAAAAAAAAAACGUGUAUUUGAAGGCUAAGUUUAGGCUAAGUAAUGGCUUUACUCAAGAAAGCGAAUGGCUUAAACCAAAGAAAAGUUGUAGCAUGGAUGGUUUGUUUGAUCAUACUGCUUCUGAAUGCAGUAGCCUAUGCCGAGAGACCCUUAAAGGAUACCGCGAAUCAUCCUGCAAUUAGUAUAGUUGAUCAAGAGCAAGUUGUGAAAGAAGGCCUUUUGACUAAGAUGUAUCAUUUCUUAUGGAAAGCAGGAGAAUCCUCAUAUCAACCUGUUUGGCCUGAUAUCGAGUUUGGUUGGAGGAUCGUGGUGGGAUCGUGUAUAGGGUUCCUUGGUGCUGCACUUGGAAGUGUUGGUGGUGUUGGAGGUGGUGGAAUAUUCGUACCAAUGCUUACUUUGAUCAUUGGUUUUGACCCUAAAUCAUCCACUGCCAUUUCAAAAUGUAUGAUUAUGGGAGCUGCUACAUCAACAGUAUACUGUAAUUUGAGUCAAAGGCAUCCAACUUUGGAUAUGCCUCUUAUAGACUAUGACUUGGCUGUACUAAUCCAGCCUAUGCUUAUGCUUGGGAUCAGCAUCGGAGUUACCUUCAACGUCGUGUUUGCUGAUUGGAUGGUCACUGUCCUUCUCAUCAUCCUUUUCUUAGUUACGUCAAUAAAAGCUAUACUCAAAGGUGUUGAUACAUGGAAGAAAGAAUCGCGAAUGAAGGAGGUAGUGGCCUCAUUGCCUAAGCCAGAAGAGGAGUCUGGAGGAGACUACAAGCCAUUAGCCAGUGGACCUCCUGCUCAGCCUGCACACGAUGCUAAGGUUCCUAUGUUAUCCAACAUAUACUGGAAAGAGCUAUCAUUGCUUAUAUUUGUUUGGGUUGGUUUUCUUGCUAUUCAACUCAUCAAGAAAUAUACAGUGACCUGCUCCACUCAGUAUUGGCUUCUAGAUCUACUGCAGGUACCUAUAGCUGUAUCAGUCACGCUAUAUGAAGCAGUAGGUUUGUACAAUGGGACUAAGGUUCUUUCAUCCAAGGGAAAAGAAAUUUCCAGUUACAAGGUGCACCAAAUCUUCUUGUACUCUAUGUGUGGUGUAAUUGCCGGUAUGGUUGGUGGCUUGCUUGGGCUAGGCGGCGGAUUCAUCAUGGGACCUCUCUUUCUUGAACUCGGUAUUCCUCCUCAGGUAGCAAGUGCCACUUCAACAUUUUCAAUGAUAUUCUCAUCCUCGAUGUCUGUCAUUCAAUACUACAUCCUUAAGCGAUUCCCUGUUCCAUAUGCGGCUUAUUUUGUCCUGGUUGCUACACUAGCAGCCUUCGCCGGUCAGCAUGUUGUAACAAGGGCAGUAAAAGUGCUAGGCAGAGCCUCGAUUAUCAUCUUUAUCCUCGCAUCAACGAUUCUUAUUAGUGCAGUCACCCUAGGUGGAGUGGGAAUAGCGAACAUUAUAAGUAAGCUGCAGAAUCACGAGUACAUGGGUUUUGAGAAUUUCUGUCGUCGUUAAUCCUCUUGUAAUUAAAAAAAUUUUGUAUCUCACCUCAGUAUGUUGAGGUGCUCUAAUUGUUUACCUUAUUUUCAUUGUUAUUAUUUUUGUAGGCGAUCAAUUUCGCCAAAUUGCAAAGUCUCAAUUCAGUAUUUCAAACAUAGUAUCAUAGAAAUUUUUUGUUAUCAUAAAUCAGCAACAUGUUUUGCUCUGAAAUGUCUAAUGUAUCACUCACAUGUAUUGUUCUGAUUUCUGUUGUCUCAUAAAGUCGAUGAUCGACUCUUUUCACUA